CGUAAAAGAGUCGAAACUACGUUGCACGGCACUUCCGCUGUUAAUGUAAUCAACAAUGGCGGCUGUGACAGGAGUUACUGAUUACUAUGAAAGAAAAGGGUCUCUUUUCUUGAGAUCAGAUCAUAUGAACUAUGGAAGAGCUACAUUAAACUCCAAUUGGCAUCAAGCCCGUGAGGCAGAACCUAAAGAUUAUGAUCUCAGUCAAAAUGAAGAGAGGGACUUGGGAAAAGCCACAUACAAAAGAAUAGGCAAUGUCACAGACGGAAAUCUGCCAAAUACUACAUAUCAAGCCUUUGCUGAGCAAACCAAACUUAAACCAAAUUUUACAGAAAGGGAAGUUAGGAAGCCAAUGGUUAAUCUGGAGACCCUAGACCAUGUUGAUAUGGAAAGAGAGAUUGGAGCACCAAAGCAUGGCUACGGCUCAGUUUUACCUCGCCAUAAUCCAGAUUACAAUAAACAUUACCUUGACAGUACACACAGAGCAGACUUCAAACCACCAAAUCCAGAUUAUGUUCCUGUUCCGGAAUGUCCACCAGACUUUGAAGACAAGUCAUCUGCCUAUAGAAAAUGUCACUCACAGUUUACCGACACUGCUGACUACAGAAGACCCGGCAGAAACACAUGGCAGGAUGAAUCAGGAAUUUAUACAAAUACCCAUUACAAACGUGAAGUAUUCAAACCAACAGAAACCAUACCACCACAGCUUAGUUAAAAUAAAUCCAAAUUUUUUAUUUUUAU
Molecule: messenger RNA, 738 nt
Organism: Ruditapes philippinarum (Manila clam)
Lineage: Eukaryota; Metazoa; Mollusca; Bivalvia; Venerida; Veneridae
Product: cilia- and flagella-associated protein 95-like
Exons: 5
Coding region: 56-712 (218 amino acids)
Cellular component (GO): plasma membrane
Source: RefSeq, a predicted model, not a curated record